Molecule: messenger RNA, 1326 nt
Organism: Trypanosoma theileri
Lineage: Eukaryota; Euglenozoa; Kinetoplastea; Trypanosomatida; Trypanosomatidae
Exons: 1
Coding region: 1-1326 (441 amino acids)
Source: RefSeq, a predicted model, not a curated record
AUGGCAGCCCAUGGUGUCGUUCCUGAAGUGAGAGAAGACUCUCGGAGUGAAUCCAUAAACGGAAAGGCCUUUCAUAACGAUUUGAUCAAAUUAGAUAUAAUGCGAGAGUUUCUGGAAAAAAGUCGAGAAAAGGCGGCCCAACAUCAUGAAGACCGUAUUUCUUUAUUAGAAUCACAGUAUUUACUUCGUCUGCAAAAAUCCUCAAAAUUACACACUCCUUCAUUAGAUCAUCGAUUAGCAGUGGGAGUAGAGACACAGAAUGGCAGUAUAGAAAGUCCCCCGAAGAGCAGCACUAGCAACAAUACGAGUGCGAUAACAGCUAAUGUGAGUGUCGUUGAGAUUGAGUUGGAUGAAAGCGAUGAGGAAGAACCACCAGAGAAGAAACACGCAAUGUUGUGGCGGCAGCAGCAGCACCAGAAGCACUCUAACACACUCUCAUCAUCACCGCAAAGCCGCACAGACUCAGACGGUAUAUCACCAGAGAUGUGUACGCCGUUUUCACCACAGGCAGUGACGUCUUCACGCUCUCCUACCACAUCAUUGGAGGAAGUACAUAUUAUGAAAUAUGGAAACAGUAAAAAUAAUAAGACUAAUAAUAAUAAUAAGAAUAAUAAGAAUGGUGGUUCUUGCAGUGUAGAAGAGACACCUGUAGUUAACCCCAAUAAAACGCCUCUUUCUGGUAAGAUAGAUAAAGUAGAUAUGAACAUCAGCAACAGUAGUGAGAAUAUGGUAUCUCGUCUCUCUUACAGGAGCUAUCAAACAACACAAGAUGAGAUGAUCUUCAACUCUGAAGAAGAAGAAGAAAAAGAAAAAGAACAGAAUGUAACACGUUCUCUAAUGCAAUCCUUUGGAAAUCACAUUAAUGAGUUGACACCACAGAAGAGUUCUAACACACCACCUUUACUAUCAACACCAUUAUUACUCUCACACUCUGUUGAUCCACAAAUAGAACCUGAAUUACAGGAGUUUCUCCUAUGGCAAUCUGAGAAGUCUGUCAAACGCCGUGAAUCUCUGCAAAUGGCAAAUAAUAACCGCUCAAAAGUAGCGAAGGUGUAUGCUGCUGCUUCAACCGAACUUCGCUGGCCAUCGCUGUUUGAUGACAGUUCGAAGAAAACACCGGUAAAACCACCACUCACACCAGAAUCUUCGCCUUCACGAUUUAUUUCAUGGAUUGCAGAUGAGGUGGAUUGCUAUGAAGAUUUACUAUUGCACCUAACCCCAACUGCAGAAGAAGUGGAGCGGUGGGUAGUUGACGCCGUCGUUGAUGUUGUUAUUAACAAAUUCACAACGGAGUGCGUUGUCGAUUUUAUACUCCAACAGCAGUAG